UUUUGCUCAAGUCACCAAACAGGCCUCCAUACCAUCUUUGAGCCACUCGAUGGAAGUCUUCCAGGUAUGCUAUGAAUCAGCCAAUGCCCCUCCUUUGUAGAUUAACAUGCAUACUUUCAUGUGGAAAGAAGCUCCUAACUCGAUUAUCAUCCAUAUGUGUCGAAUAGAGUCUCAAAGUAGCUUCCUCAACACAGCUUCCUGCCUUAGC
This is a messenger RNA of Linum tenue, 208 nucleotides long. The record is from the annotation of a GenBank genome assembly. NCBI's taxonomy places the organism in Eukaryota, Viridiplantae, Streptophyta, Magnoliopsida, Malpighiales, Linaceae.